AAAAAGGAAGCAAUCCUGUCAGUUACUGCUUUAGUGCUAAUGUUGCUGUCACAUUCAGCAGUAAAGUUCUCUAAAAUGCUCUCCAAAAUAAUUGGGACUUUUAUUAAAUCAUAGAAAGUACACCUUUUUCUCCUGGGAGCCAAAGAUAUUUUAGAGAAGAAUUAAUCUUUCAUUUCUCUAGUUGAACAUUUUUCUAACAAUAAGAGUCAUGAAAAUAGAGUUCUCCACCUACUUCUUUCUGUGCCUAUUGCGAUUCAGCUUUAGUGCCACCAGAAGAUACUACCUGGGUGCAGUGGAACUGUCCUGGGACUAUAUGAAUCAUGACCUGCUUGGUGAGCUGCACAUGGACACAAGAUCUCCUACAGUACCAAGAUAUUUUCCAUUCAACACCUCAAUCACGUACAAAAAGACUGUGUUUGUAGAGUUCAUGGAUCACCUUUUCAACAUUGCCAAACCCAAGCCACCCUGGAUGGGUCUACUGGGUCCUACCAUCCAGGCUGAGGUUUAUGACACAGUGGUCAUAACACUUAAGAACAUGGCUUCUCAUCCUGUCAGUCUUCAUGCUAUUGGUGUAUCCUACUGGAAAGCAUCUGAGGGAGCUGAAUAUGAUGACCAGACCAGCCAAAGGGAGAAAGAAGAUGGCAAAAUCUUUCCUGGUGAGAGCCAUACUUAUGUCUGGCAGGUUCUGAAAGAGAAUGGUCCACUGGCUUCUGACCCACCAUGUCUCACUUACUCAUAUCUGUCUCAUGUGGAUCUGGUGAAAGACCUGAAUUCAGGCCUCAUUGGAGCGCUUCUGGUAUGUAGAAAAGGGAGUCUGGCCAAGGAAAGGACACAGACCUUGCACAAAUUUGUACUACUUUUUGCUGUAUUUGAUGAAGGGAAAAGUUGGCACUCAGAAACAAAGGAUAUUUUGAUGCAAGAUACAGAUACUGCAUCCGCUGGGGCGUGGCCUAAAAUGCACACAGUCAAUGGCUAUAUAAACAGAUCUCUGCCAGGUCUGAUUGGAUGCCACAAGAAAUCAGUCUAUUGGCAUGUGAUUGGAAUGGGCACCACUCCUGAAGUUCACUCAGUAUUCCUCGAGGGUCAUACAUUUCUUGUGAGGAACCAUCGCCAGGCCUCCUUGGAAAUUUCACCAAUAACUUUCCUUACUGCUCAGACACUCUUGAUGGACCUUGGACAGUUUCUACUGUUUUGCCAUAUCUCUUCCCACCAACAUGAUGGCAUGGAAGCUUAUGUCAAAGUAGAUAGCUGCCCAGAAGAACCUCAACUACAGUUGAAAAACAAUGAAGAAGAGGAAGAUUAUGAUAAUGAUCUUGCUGAUUCUGAAAUGGAUGUGUUCAAGUUUGAUGAUGACAAUUCUCCUUCCUUUAUUCAAAUUCGCUCAGUUGCCAAGAAGCAUCCUAAAACUUGGAUACAUUACAUUGCUGCUGAAGAAGCAGACUGGGACUAUGCUCCCUCAGUCCUCACCCCUGAUGAUAGAAGUUAUAAAAGUCAAUAUUUGAACAAUGGUCCUAAGCGGAUUGGUAAGAAGUACAAAAAAGUUCGGUUUAUGGCAUACACAGAUGAAACCUUUAAGACUCGUGAAGCUAUUCAGUAUGAAUCAGGAAUUCUGGGACCUUUACUUUAUGGGGAAGUUGGAGACACACUGUUGAUUAUAUUUAAGAAUCAAGCAAGCCGACCAUAUAACAUCUACCCUCAUGGAAUCACUGAUGUCAGUCCUUUGCACUUGGGGAGAUUGCCAAAAGGUGUAAAACAUUUGAAAGAUUUGCCAAUUCUGCCAGGAGAAAUAUUCAAGUAUAAAUGGACAGUGACUCUAGAAAAUGGGCCAACUAAAUCAGAUCCUCGAUGCUUGACCCGUUAUUACUCUAGUUUCAUUAAUCUGGAGAAAGAUCUAGCUUCAGGACUCAUUGGCCCUCUCCUCAUCUGCUACAAAGAAUCUGUAGAUCAAAGAGGAAACCAGAUGAUGUCAGACAACAGAAAUGUUAUCCUGUUUUCUGUAUUUGAUGAGAACCGAAGCUGGUACCUCACAGAGAAUAUGCAACGUUUCCUCCCCAAUGCAGCUGGAGUGCAGCCCCAAGACCCAGAGUAAGCCUCCAACAUCAUGCACAGUCUGUGGGUUCUGGGUUGCCACAACUCAGACUUUCGGAACAGAGGCAUGACAGCCUUACUGAAGGUUUCUAGUUGUGACGGGAACACUGGUGAUUAUUAUGAGGAUACAUAUGAAGAUAUUUCAACAUACUUGCUGAGUGAAAAUAAUGUUAUUGAACCCAGAAGCUUCUCUGAGAAUUCAAAGCACCCUAGCAUUAGGCAAAAGCAAUUCAGAGCCACCACAAUUCCAGAAAAUGACAUACAGAAGAUUGACCCUCAGUUUGGAGAGAGAAAACAGAUGUUUAAAGUACAAAGUAUCUCCUCUAGUGAUCUGUUGAUGAUCUUGGGACAGAGUCCUACUCCACAUGGGUUAUCCUCAUCUGAUCUCCAAGAAGCCACAUACAAGGCUAUUCCUGAUGAUCAUUUGCCUGCAGAAAUAGACAGUAAGGAGGGCCCAUCUGAAGUGGCACAAGUCAGGCCAGAGCUCCAUCACAGUGGGACCAUAGUAUUUACUCCUGAACCAGGCCUCCAAUUAAGAUUAAAUGAGAAUCUGGGGACAACUAUAGCAGUAGAGUUGAAGAAACUUGAUUUAAAAGUUUCUAGUUCAUCAAAUAAUCUAAUGACUUCACCAACAAUUCCAUUAGACAAUUUAGCAGCAGAUAAUGAAAAGAUAGGUUCCUCAGGACGCCCAAAUAUGCCAGUUCACUUUGAUAGUAAAUUAGACACCACUAUAUUUGGCAAAAAUGUAUUUCCCCUUAUUGUGUCUGGUGUACCUCUGAGCUUGAGUGAAGGGAAUACUGUUGACAAGUUGUUAGAACCAGCUUUAAAAAACAGUCAAGAAAGUUCACUGGGAAAAAAUGUAUUAUUAAUGGAGAAUGACAGGUUAUUUAAAGAGAAAAGAGCUCAUGGUCCUGCUUCAUUGAUCAAAGAUAAUGCUUUAUUCAAGGUUAAUAUCUCUUUGAUAAAGAUAAACAAGGUAUACAAUAAUUCAACAACUAGCAGAAAGACUCACAUCAAUGGCCCAACAUUAUUAAAUGAGAACAGUACCUCAGUCUGGCAAGAAAGUGAUCCUGAGUUUCAAGAAGUGGUGUCUUUGAUUCAUGAUAAAAUGUUUAUGGACAAAAAUACUGUGGCUUUGAGGUUAAAUCAUGUGUCAAAUAAAACUACUUCAUCAAAAAAUGUGGAAAUGGCCCAACAAACAAAAGAUGGCUCUGUGUCACCACAUGCAGAAAAUCCAGAAAUAUCAUUCUUCAAGAUGCUGUUCUUUCCAGAAUCAGAAAUUUGGAUAAAAAGAACCCAUGGAAAGAAUUCCCUGAACUCUGGGCAAGGCCCCAGUCCAAAGCAAUUAAUAUCUUUAGGAUCAGAAAAAUCCAUGAAAGAUCAGAAUUUCUUGUCAAAGAAGAAUAAAGUGGUAGCAGUAGGAGAGGAUGAAUUUUCAAAGGACACAGGACUCAAAGAGAUGGCUUUUCCAAGCAGCAGGAGCAUAUUUCUUACUAACUUGGCUAAUGUACAUGAAAAUGAUACAAGCAAUCAAGAAAAAAAAUUUCAAGAAGAAAUAGGAAGGAAGGAAAAAUUAAUCCAAGAGAAUAUAGUUUUACCUCAGGGAUAUACAGUGACUGGCAUUAAGAAUUUCAUGAAGAACCUUUUCUUACAGAGCACGAGGAAAAACGUACAAGGUUUAGAUGAGGGGGCAUAUGCUUCAGUACUUCAGGACAACAGGUCAUUAAAUGAUUUACCAGAUAGAACACAGAUUCACAUGGCCAAUUUCUCAAAAAAAAGGGAGGAAGAAAACUUAGAAGGCUUGAGAAAUCAAACUAAGCAAAUGGUAGAGAAGUAUCCAGACACCACAAGGAUGUCUCCUAAUCCAAGCCAGCAGAAUGUUAUCACUCAACAUGGUAAGCAGGCUUUGAAACAAUUCAGACUCCCACUAGAAGAAAUAGAGCUUGAAAAGCAGAUAAUUGUGGAUGACACCUCAAUCCAGUGGUCCAAAACCAGAAAAUAUUUAACCCAGGGUACCCUCACACAGAUAGACUAUGAUAAGAAGGAGAAAAAGGUCAUUACUCAGUCUCCUUUAUCAGAUUGUCUUAUGAGGAGUCAUAACAUCUCUCAAAUGAAUAGCUCUGCAUUACCCACUGCAAAGGUAUCAGUAUUUCCAUCUAUUAGACAUACAGAUCUGACCAGGAUACCAUCCCAAGACAACUCUUCUCAUCUUCUAGCAUCAGCCUGUAAGAAGAAAAGUUCUGGAGUCCAAGAAAGCAACCAUUUUUUACAAGGAACCAAAAGAAAUAACCUUUCUUUAUCCAUGCUAACCUUGGAGAUAAUUGGUAAUCAACAAAAGGUUGGCUCCAUGGAGACAAAUGCCACAAAUUCAGUUACAUACAAGAAACUUGAGAACACUGUCCCCUUGCAACUAGACUUGCCUGAAGCAUCUGGGAAAGUUGAUUUGCUUCCAAAAGUUCACAUUCAUAAGGAGGAUCUUUUCCCUACAGAAACUAGCAAUGGGUCUCCUGGCCAUGUGGAUCUCAUGAAAAAUAUUUUUCUUCGGAAAACACAGAGAGCUAUUAAAUGGAAUAAAGCAAAUAGACCUGAAAAAAUGCCUCUUUUGAAAGGGACAACAAAAAGCUCUGAAAAGACUCCCUCCAAGCUGCUGGGUCCUUUUGCUUGGGAUAACCAAUAUGCUACUCAGAUGCCAAAAAAAGAGUGGAAAUCCCAAGAGAAGUCACCAGAAAACACAGCUUUAAAGACAAAGGACAACAUUUUGUCCCUGAACCUAUGUGAAAGCAAUCAUGCAAUAGCAGCAAUAAAUGAGGGACAAGAAGGACCCCAAAGAGAAGCCACUUGGGCAAAACAAGGAGAGACUGGAAGGUUAUGUUCUCAAAACCCACUUGUCUUAAAACGUCAUCAAAGGGAAAUAAUCCUUACUACUCUUCAGUCAGAUCAAGAAGAAAUUAACUAUGAUGAUACCAUCUCAACUGAAAUGAAAAGGGAAGAUUUUGACAUCUACGAUGAGGAUGAAAAUCAGAACCCUCGCAGCUUUCAAAAGAAAACACGACACUAUUUUAUUGCUGCAGUGGAGCGGCUCUGGGAUUAUGGGAUGAGUGGAUCCCCCUAUGCUCUAAAAAACAGGGCUCAAAGUGGCAAGGUCCCUCAGUUCAAGAAGGUGGUUUUCCAGGAAUUUACUGAUGGCUCCUUCACUAAGCCCUUGUACCGUGGAGAACUAAAUGAACACUUAGGACUCUUGGGGCCAUAUAUAAGAGCAGAAGUUGAAGACAAUAUCAUGGUAACUUUCAAAAAUCAGGCAUCUCGUGCCUAUUCCUUCUAUUCUAGCCUUAUUUCUUAUGAGGAAGAUCAGAGACAAGGAGCAGAACCUAGAAAAAACUUUGCCAAGCCUAAUGAAACCAAAACUUACUUUUGGAAAGUGCAACAUCAUAUGGCACCCACUAAUGAUGAGUUUGACUGCAAAGCCUGGGCUUAUUUUUCUGAUGUUGAUCUGGAAAAAGAUAUGCACUCAGGCUUGAUUGGACCCCUUCUGAUCUGCCACAGUAACACACUGAACCCUGCCCAUGGGAGACAAGUGACAGUACAGGAAUUUGCUCUGUUUUUCACUAUCUUUGAUGAGACCAAGAGCUGGUACUUCACUGAAAACACUGAAAGGAACUGCAGGGCUCCCUGCAAUAUGGAAGACCCCACUUUUAAAGACAAUUAUCGCUUCCAUGCAAUCAAUGGCUAUGUUAUGGACACAUUACCAGGCUUAGUAAUGGCUCAGGAUCAAAGGAUCCGAUGGUAUCUGCUCAGCAUGGGUAGCAAUGAAAACAUCCAUUCUAUUCAUUUUAGUGGACAUGUGUUUACUGUACGGAAAAAAGAGGAGUAUAAAAUGGCAGUGUACAACCUCUAUCCAGGUGUUUUUGAGACAGUGGAAAUGCUACCAUCCAAAGCUGGAAUUUGGCGGGUAGAAUGCCUUAUUGGCAAGCACCUAAAUGCUGGGAUGAGCACUCUUUUUCUGGUGUACAGCAAGCAGUGUCAGACUCCACUGGGAAUGGCUUCUGGACACAUUAGAGAUUUUCAGAUUACAGCUUCAGGACAAUAUGGACAGUGGGCCCCAAAGCUGGCAAGACUUCAUUAUUCUGGAUCAAUCAAUGCCUGGAGCACCAAGGAGCCCUUUUCCUGGAUCAAGGUGGAUCUGUUGGCACCAAUGAUUAUUCAUGGCAUCAAGACCCAGGGUGCCCGUCAGAAGUUUUCGAGUCUCUACAUCUCUCAGUUUAUCAUCAUGUAUAGUCUGGAUGGGAAGAAGUGGAAGACUUAUCGAGGAAAUUCCACUGGGACCUUAAUGGUAUUCUUUGGCAAUGUGGAUUCAACUGGGAUAAAACACAAUAUUUUUAACCCUCCAAUUAUUGCUCGGUAUAUCCGUUUGCACCCAACUCAUUAUAGCAUCCGCAGCACUCUUCGUAUGGAGUUGAUGGGCUGUGAUUUAAAUAGUUGCAGCAUGCCGUUGGGAAUGGAGAGUAAAGAAAUAUCAGAUGCACAGAUUACUGCCUCAUCCUACCUCACCAAUAUGUUUGCCACCUGGUCUCCUUCACAAGCCCGACUUCACCUCCAGGGGAGGACUAAUGCUUGGAGACCACAGGUGAAUAAUCCAAAAGAAUGGCUGCAAGUGGACUUCCAGAAGACAAUUAAAGUCACAGGAAUUACCACCCAGGGAGUAAAAUCUCUUCUUACCAGCAUGUAUGUGAAGGAGUUCCUCAUCUCCAGCAGUCAAGAUGGCCAGCACUGGACUCUCUUUUUUCAGAAUGGCAAAGUAAAGGUUUUUCAGGGAAAUCAAGACUCCUUCACACCAGUGGUGAACUCUCUAGACCCGCCACUACUGACUCGCUACAUUAGAAUUCACCCUCAGAGCUGGGUGCACCAGAUUGCUCUGAGGCUGGAGGUUCUGGGCUGUGAGGCACAGCAGCUCUACUGAAAGUCCCCUGGCCCCUCUCUCCUCAGCUUCAGUCUAGGCCCUAACUCAAGGCCAGUGUCUUCCUUUGGCUUGCCUUCUACUUUUAUGCCUGAACUUCAGGUUACUUCCUGCCCCGCGCUGUCCAUGGUGCCAUCAUUUUUCUAUGUUUUUAGAUUAUACACUGCCUCCAAAUUAAUUGUCAUUAAUCCUGCAUUUCCUGGGAGAGUUGCAUCCAAUUUAACUUAACUCCUACCCAUUGUCUGCAACUGCUUCCCAUGUAACUAGGCAAAAAGAAGUGAGGAGAGACCUGUAUGUGUGCAUAUGUGCAUUUUUGCUGACAAAAGUACCCAUAGAUUUAAUCAUAUUUUAAAGGGGUGAAUGGUCAUAAAAUAGUUCAAUUUAAUCUCAGAAGGAUGUAGAAAUAAAGCCAUUUGGUCUUAAUUCUGACCAAUGAAGUAUAGGUUAGGGUUAUGGAAUUACUGAGAACCUUGAAAUAAAAUGACAAUGUCUUCUUGAAAUUUGCAAUAUCCAAGAAAGGUAAUGAUCAUAAUAUGCUUCUAAAGGACAUAUAUUUAAUAUUUCAGUGGAAAACUAAGGAAAAUACAAGCCUGUCUGGAAUAGGAGAUACAAACUUUGUAAUUCUAAUUGUACACUCAUUUUACUCUCUCCUUGCCUAAUUUCCUGCUGAAACAACACAACAAAAAUGUAACAUGGGAAAUUUUUUACCAUGAAUGAAAACUAGAGUCCUACUUAUAUACAUCAAGGAGUCAAAAGAAAAUUGAACUGGUGAAAACACUCCAUAUCCACUACAUAAGAGAAACUCCCACCUUGACCCACCCCUCACAAGGUUGAGAAGGGUUUAUUGCUCCUUCCAUCUGCCUACCCCCUUGACUACGACUACACAAAAAGGCAAGAGAAUGGCUGCUUUUUUUUUCGAUGCUAGAGCAUUUCCUAAUAAUCCUGCUUGACCCUAAUCUGACCUCUUAGGACUAUAGCAUAGCUGUCACAGUAUAGUCACAAUCCACAACUGAUGAAGGUGCAAAUGACUUAUAGUCCUGUAAAAUUCUGUAAGGUUAGAAGUUAACCUACAGAAAUCAAUAAGUUGUUUUGUUUUAUAGCCUUGUAGAGAAGUUAACCCCAAAGGUGAUAUGGUUUUAUUUCCUGUGAAAAAUUAACCACUCUUAUGUUUAAGUUAAUCCUCUUAUUUUGGAUUAUUUUCCCAUUGACUGUAUACAUCUAUAUUUCUCAAAUGCUCAUGGAACCAGCUCUUUUGUCCUCCUGCUGGUUUUCUCAGUAAUGAGUUAAAUAAAACAUUGAUUCAUACA
Molecule: messenger RNA, 8349 nt
Organism: Microcebus murinus (gray mouse lemur)
Lineage: Eukaryota; Metazoa; Chordata; Mammalia; Primates; Cheirogaleidae
Source: RefSeq, a predicted model, not a curated record